CACAACAUAAACAAAGACACAUUAAACAAAGACAGGACAGACAACACUGUCAGGGCAGGAUCCUGACAUUGACUGGUUAAAUGACUGGUUGUUUUUAUGAUAAAAUUUUGAGUGUACUGGCCAAUUCACUUCACCGACAGAUGCAGACCAACGUCGAUGGUCACCAGAUUACAAUGACCGAGGGACGACUCUGCCAGGUGCAGCUCCUGGACGACAGGAAGCUGGAGCUCUUGGUUCAGCCAAAGCUGUUGUCCCGAGAACUCUUGGAUUUGGUCUCAUCCCAUUUUAACCUGAAAGAGAAGGAAUACUUUGGGUUCACUUAUAUGGAUGACACGUGA
Molecule: messenger RNA, 338 nt
Organism: Sinocyclocheilus grahami
Lineage: Eukaryota; Metazoa; Chordata; Actinopteri; Cypriniformes; Cyprinidae
Product: FERM domain-containing protein 4B-like
Exons: 4
Coding region: 81-338 (85 amino acids)
Biological process (GO): establishment of epithelial cell polarity
Cellular component (GO): cytoskeleton; adherens junction; bicellular tight junction
Source: RefSeq, a predicted model, not a curated record